This is a messenger RNA of Mycena indigotica, 774 nucleotides long. Its product is annotated as RNase Gf29. Gene Ontology annotation, biological process: RNA catabolic process. Gene Ontology annotation, molecular function: RNA binding; ribonuclease T2 activity. The record is from RefSeq and is a predicted model, not a curated record. The coding region runs from base 1 to 774 and encodes 257 amino acids. The transcript has 9 exons. NCBI's taxonomy places the organism in Eukaryota, Fungi, Basidiomycota, Agaricomycetes, Agaricales, Mycenaceae. Gene Ontology annotation, cellular component: extracellular region.
AUGACCGCGACCCGCUUCAAAGCCUCUGUGUUCCUCGCCAUUUUGGCCUUCGUCAACGCGCGAGACACUCAAAUCCCAUUGACACACGGCGGGUGUCCCGCCAAUGGCCCGCUUUCGUGCAGCGACGAUGCCACCAGCGCAGCUGGAAGUUGCUGUUUGGAGGCUCCUGGAGUAUGCUUGCCGUCGUCUCUGUUUGGCGAGAUUCUCACUGAUAUUUCAGGGUCUUCUAUUGCAGACCCAGGCAAGUAUGGUCCUGCGACAGGCCCGAGCGACAGCUGGACCAUCCACGGGCUGUGGCCGGACAACUGCGAUUUGACAUUCAAGGAGAAUUGCGACCGUUCGCGGGCGUACAAGAACAUUGCGGGUUUGCUUGAAGCGCAAGGCGCACAGGACACUCUCGACUUCAUGAAAACUGCCGUGGCCUUCUUCCAACUCGUCGUGAAUCUCUUCCAGACUCUGCCAACGUAUACCUGGCUGGCGAACCACGGAAUAACACCCUCCAGCAGCGGCACGCACACGCUUCAAAGCCUGAAGGACGCGUUGCGGGCGGAAGCCGGUGUGGUCCCCGCGCUUGACUGCCAGGGCAAAACGCUGGAUUCCGUGUCAUGGUACUUUAAUCUCCGCGGCUCGUUGUUGGACGCAACGCCUGGGCUUGUGGCGAUUGAUGCUCCAGAGGAAGGGAAUUGUCCACAGAGUGGGAUUCGGUAUCCGAUAAAGGGAGGAAAUGGAGGCCACAGUGGAAAGGAAACACCAGUGAGCGAGGCUAUUCAGUGA